Molecule: messenger RNA, 5820 nt
Organism: Branchiostoma floridae (Florida lancelet)
Lineage: Eukaryota; Metazoa; Chordata; Leptocardii; Amphioxiformes; Branchiostomatidae
Product: disks large homolog 2-like
Exons: 28
Coding region: 294-3281 (995 amino acids)
Biological process (GO): chemical synaptic transmission
Cellular component (GO): postsynaptic density membrane; neuromuscular junction; neuron projection
Molecular function (GO): kinase binding
Source: RefSeq, a predicted model, not a curated record
UGAAUGCCAGAGGUAGAUCACGUGACCAGGGCUGGCCUGACGUGGUCGCCAUCUUGCAGCUUGAAGAAACUUAGGAAUUUGGCUUGAAUUUCUCUUGGGCCAAGGAACUGUGACCUUCCUUGGGGCGCUAUCGGGGUUGUGUACGUUCAAGUGCCUUGGCCGUAGUCGUACGGUGGGAGCUGGGAGUUUGUCAAGACUGGAUCUAGCGGCAGUCGGCUGUGUUACGCGCGGAGGGGAGUGUGGGUUGUGCCCGAGGAAUUUGAACCGUACAUCAGCAGGACUAUAACGGAAGCAUGCCCGUCAGGAAACAAGACGCGCACAGGGCGCUGGAACUGCUGGAGGAUUACCAUGCCAAGUUAACCAAGCCCGGAGACCGCCAGCUUCGCGCAGCGAUCGAACGAGUCAUCCGGAUCUUUAAAAGUCGUCUGUUCCAGGCUUUACUGGAUAUCCAGGAGUUUUACGAAGUCACGCUCCAGGAUGGCACCAAGACGACCGACCAGAAGACUCGCGAGACGAUGGAGAUCGCCAACAAGUGGGAGGAACACGCCCCCCUGACCUCCCGCAAGCCCACCGAGGAAAUUCUAAGAGCCUUAGCCUUACAAGACAAACAGAACCAAGAGCUGGCCCGGCAGAAGGCGGCGGCCCCCCCUCCCCGCCCCGUGCCGCCCCAGCACUACCAGCCGGUUCAGCCGGUUCAAACCGUACAAGUUGCAGAUGUGGCGGCCACGGCUCCGCCCAUUGCCGUGGCGCGCCAGCCCGUUGCCAUGGCGCCCCCGCCGGUGAAGAAGCCGCCCCCGCUGCAGUUCGACGUGGAGAAGCCGGUUGUCAUGGCGCCAGUAGCCGCUUCCGCACCGCCCGCCUCCGCACCGGUUCAGAAAUACCGGCCCGAGGACCAGGAGUUCCCCCCGCCGCCCCCUGAGCUGGACGGGUCGCCCAAACUGGUGCCGGUGGUCGGCAAGGAGACGCCGGGCGUCCAGAGUGUGCAGAGCUACCCGGCCUCCGUCAAACUUUCUCCGGCAAAGGUGAACGGUGCCGCAGAUGACUGGGAGUAUGAGGAGAUAGUGUUGGAGAGGGUAAGUGGAGGCACCCAGGGUCUGGGGUUCAGCAUUGCCGGAGGAAACGACAACCCUCACAUCGGGGACGACCCCUCCAUCUACAUCACUAAGCUCAUCCCGGGCGGGGCAGCCGCGGCCGACGGAAAGCUCAGGGUGAAUGACAUCAUUGUGCAGGUGAACGAGGCGGACGUGAGCGAUGUGACCCACUCGCUGGCCGUGGACGCGCUGAAGAAGGCUGGCUCCACGGUCAGGCUGCUCGUCAGGAGGAGGCGUGUGCCGUACAAAGGUGUGCAGGACAUCGAGCUCAUCAAGGGCACCAAAGGCCUGGGGUUCAGCAUUGCCGGGGGCGUGGGGAACCAGCACAUCCCGGGCGACAACGGGAUUUUCGUCACCAAGAUCAUCGAUGGCGGCGCCGCGCAGCAGGAUAGCAGGCUGCUGGUUGGUGACCGGCUGAUCGCGGUGAACGGUGUAACCAUGGAGAGCGUGACGCACGAGGAGGCCGUCUCCACGCUGAAGUCCACCGCAGACACCGUCAUGCUCACCAUCGCCAGGGGUCCCGGUUUCAUGAACGACUUUGCAGUGCAGGAGGAGUCUGUAAUGAGCAUGCCCAUGGCCAUGUCGGCCCCACCCGCGGCGCCCCCUGUCGGCAACGACGUGUACAGCACCGUGGACAAGGGCAAGGUCGACAUCCUCGACUCGUACGCGGGAAAACCGCCGGAACCCCUCAUGGUGUCCGAGGACGAGACAAUCACCAGGGAACCUCGUACCGUGACCUUGAAGAAAGGGAACACCGGGCUGGGGUUCAACAUCGUUGGAGGAGAAGAUGGGGAGGGCAUCUUCAUCUCCUUCAUCCUGGCCGGAGGGGUCGCUGACCUCAGCGGGGAGCUCAGGAGAGGAGACCAGAUCUUAUCGGUAAACGGAGAAGACUUGUCCACCGCCACACAUGAAGAAGCGGCAGCCGCGCUGAAGGGCGCCGGAGACGCAGUCACCAUCGUCGCCCAGUACAGGCCAGAAGAUUAUAACCGGUUUGAGGCGAAGAUCCACGACCUUCGGGAACAGAUGAUGAACAGCUCGGUCAGCCCGGGCAGCCUCAAGACCAGCCAGAAACGCUCGCUCUACGUUAGAGCUCUGUUUGACUACGAUAAGACGAAGGACAGCGGCCUGCCGAGCCAGGGACUCAGCUUCAAGUUCGGCGACAUUCUGCACGUCGUGAACGCCAGCGACGACGAGUGGUGGCAGGCGCGGCUCGUCACGGCAACCGGCGAGGAGGAGGGCCUCGGAGUUAUCCCCAGCAAGAGGAGAGUGGAGAGGAAAGAAAGAGCACGGUUGAAACAAGUCAAGUUCACCAGAGGAACACUCGAGCCUGGGAGCAGGUCAUCAUUGAGCGACAAAAGGAAGAAAAACCUGGUUUUGUCGCGGAAAUUCCCCUUCUACAAGAACAAAGAUUCCGACAUGGACACAAGUGAUAUGGAGCUGGCCACCAGACAUGAUGGCAAAUCUGUGUCCAACAGUGACUGCUGGGAAGAAGUGUCCACUAACGCCAGUGAUAGCGAGAGUAGCUACCGUGAAAUUACUGGCGAAUCGGAGGGGGGCGUCGAUGAACCAGUUCUGUCUUACGAAGCUGUCGUACAACAAGAGUUGAAAUACACAAGACCAGUGAUCAUACUAGGCCCAUUGAAGGACCGCGUAAAUGAUGACCUCAUCUCAGAGUUUCCUGACAAGUUCGGUAGCUGUGUACCACACACGACGCGGUCAAAGCGGGAAUACGAGGUGGACGGUAGGGAUUACCACUUCGUGGGUUCCCGUGAGCAGAUGGAACGGGACAUCCAGAACCACCUGUUCAUCGAGGCGGGGCAGUACAAUGAUAACCUGUAUGGAACCAGCGUAGCUUCAGUUAAAGAAGUAGCAGAUAAGGGCAAGCACUGUAUCCUGGACGUCUCCGGAAACGCCAUCAAGCGUCUGCAGGUGGCGCAGCUCUUCCCCGUCGCCAUCUUCAUCAAACCCAAGUCUAUCGAGUCCAUUAUGGAAAUGAACAAGCGAAUCACAGAAGAACAGGCCAGGAAAACAUACGAGCGUGCACAGAAACUUGAGCAGGAGUUCGCCGAGUACUUCACGGCGAUCGUUCAGGGCGACACCAUCGACGAGAUCUACGACAAGGUCAAGGGCGUGAUCCAGGACAACUCGCAGCAGACCGCGUGGGUUCCCGCCAAGGAGAAGCUCACGUGAAGCGGCGCCUGGUCCCGGAGCGGUCGGCCGGCGGGGGGAGGGGGGCGUGACAGGCAGCCCAGCACCGUUCUCUCAUAAACACAACCUUUUCUGUGAUUAUUUUUGGCGACGCCCUCGGGGCGGAGCCUUGGGUGACUUCCUGAGGAAAGCAAGAAGCAAUACUGAAAUCUGUCAGGAUCGUACCACUAUGGGCAGGGGGGACACAGCUCCACAUUUCCAUAUAUGAACAGCUGUAACCAUAUUGGGUGGGGAGAGUGAUUGACAGCUGCCUGUCACGGCGCCGCCCGCCCGUCGGGGGGAGGGAUGAUGUAACUAUGCACAGAGACGGGACGUUAGCGUGACGUUUUCUUCUGCACGUGCCAAGAAGGGCAGGCAAGGCACCUGCCGACGUUCUUAACCGCGGGAGAAGCCGUUCUUAAGAAGGGGACUAAGACGUCUUGUAAUGAGGGGACUCGGGGACAAGUUUUUACCACAACAGAUCGUAGACUAGUGUUGAUUGAUUCUUCCCUCUCUUUAACUCUUUGGAGCGGCAGCUGCAGUUCUUACACCAGCUGCCAGGGGUCUCUCCUCGGCGGCCCCAGAGAAACCAAAGUCGUUCCUUUAGUAGACAUGACAGAAGAGAAAUGGACACGGGCAGGCAGCUGAUGCUGUGUGAGAAGACCCAAAACUCCCUUUGAAAACCUGGAAAGAAAAAAAAAAGACGGGGGGCAGUUUAGAGCCCCUGAAACGUGGCACCCAGCCCCCAUAUUGUUUGACAUGGGCGGUGGAUAGAAGGAGGGAAUGAAAGGUUGUGAGAGGAAAAGUCACGGAGAGAUCACGAGUGAGGUAGUAGGUAGAGGCACAAAAGGAAGAUUUUGGGCUGACUCUGUAGAUUUGCUUGUAUUGAUAAAAAUUGUACAGUACAAAGUUUAUAAAUGUGUUAGUGAUAGCAUGAGAUUCACCAAAAAUUUAUUUUCCACUAUAUGAGAAACUACAAAAGGUUGUAGGGUCACCUGGAGGUCAAAGGUCAUCUCCAUGGUAAUGCAUGGUAGGGCUUCCAUUGGUCCAUAUACUCACACUCUGUUUGUCUGCCGUUUCCUUUGGACCAAUGAGGACCCAGUCAGCCCGGCAUGUAAAGUAACAGUCGUGACUGUUUUUCCACUCCUUGUACACAUCCUCAAAGUUGUAACCUGAUAUCCUCAGAGAGAACUAAGAUGUAACACGAUCUUUCUGACUUGUGAAAAGCAAUCUCUCCUGUUAAAGACUCCAGUGUAAAAAGAAGAAAGCGUCCGACACUUUGUGUGACACACUUGAAGACUUCUUACUAAAACCCGAGGAACUCUGGUUGAUUCGGUUCCUGUCUUGUAUGUACUACUAACUUGCAUGUACCGCCGUUCGACCCGCAUGGACCACAGUUCGGACAAGUACCACUGUUCGGACAAGUACUGCUGUUCGUACCACAGUUCGGACACGUACCACUGUUCAGACCACACUUCCAACGCCAAAACUGGGAAUGUUCAAAUUUCCACGCAUGAAAAAAAACACGGCAAAACGCCACAAAAUUCCUGAUACAGGCAGACCCGGGGUGGUAGCCAACUGUACGGAGGGGGGGGGGGUGAAGACGUGUUUACUAUGGUUGCUAUAGCAACACGGAACAGUGAACUAGUCCACGACGUUUGUAGGGGGAGGAGGGUCCAUUUUGAGACGGAAAGCGUCAGCUAGCCCCUGUGUAGUCCACAUUUUGUGAAGGUCUUUUUUAGACAACGAAAGUUUCAAAACUUCAAAUGCAGCUUGGUUCCCCCCGUGGCCUUUCAAUAAUGGAAGAUCCCACUGUGCAUACUCCCCUUCCUGCUUGAUGGUAGAGCAGCCCUGCAAGCUGCCUUCCCAUUGGCUACCAUAGAAUGAAACUAAAGGCCUAUUGGUUGCCUACCUAAAACCAGCCAAUGGGAAUCCUGCUUCCAGGGCAGAACCUAUUUAAAUCCGGCAGAGCUGCAUGGGUGUUGGUUAUUUUUAUAGUGUAGUGAGAGAAAAAAAAGAGAAAAAUUGAUGGCAAAAUUUAUUCUUACCGACCCGUGAUUUCUGGUAAGGAAAGUCGCUUUCCUGUGUAGCGUGUAGUUUCUUGUUUGUAUGUAAGUAGUGAGUAACUAUGGCAACGAUCUCCGUGGCAAUAUCUUAUCCUGUCUCAGCGUAGUGCAGUGCCUGGCGUGUGUGCCAGGCGGCGCUAAGUUCUAUAGUUGACAGCGUUCCUACUUACAAUGACUGUAAUUUUGCCAUCAAUUGCACGUGUGUACGACUGAAAUAAUGGAAUAGAAAUUGACAUAAAAUUGCUGACUUUUGUGAAAUCUUUAUGGUAUUUUUGUCUUCUUCCCAGGAAUGUUGCAUUUUGUAAAUCAUGCGUUCGUUGGUCCCUCCUAUGACUGUGUGUCGACCUGUUUGUGUUUUUGCCGGACGAUGUCCUGAACUUUGAACUUUGAACCACCCGAACUUGAACCCCAGCCAGGUGGACUGUACACAGCCUAUGUUAACAGGACUUACAAUAAAUACACUUAACAACAUCUUA